UAGAGGAGGUAACUCUACAAAUAUCUCAGUGAUGCAUUAAAGUAUUUGUUUUGCUCGUCGCGUAUAAGAUAUUUUGCUGCACACAUAAAUGAUUUUCAUUGUCUGAAAAUGGACAUAUUCCAAAUUCUGAAACUGUUCAAAAGUUAGAUCCAGGUUGAAAUCAGCAAGUGUGUCAACUAGAUCUAUAUUGCUGACUGAAAAGGUUAUUUGGGGUCAUGGUAGCGUUUGUGCUAAAAAUAUUUUUUUUUAAUUAAACUGAUAAGAUUCAAAUUAUUUUGCAGUAGAUUAAUGAAUUUAAAAUGGAGUUUAUAUUCUGUUUUAACAGUGUUGUCAUCACUAUUCAGGAUGCAAUCUCAUGACUAGAUCUACAUUUGCAACUUAAUCUCGUGUAAGAAUGAUAUACCUUUAGCACAGUCAAGACACUGAAGAACCAUUAAGUUCAUCAUUACUUUCAGACGAUGGAUAAGCAUUGCAAUGAAAAUCAGGAAAACACUGCAAGAAACAAUAUGACUGUAGAACUAGAAGAAUCCUGUGUUGACAACAAAGAAGGGAGCGGGGACGGUAAAGAGGCUAAAGACAUUGCAUAUAGGCAUCGUCUGCUUCAUACUUCAUGCGUCUGGAUCAGUAUGUUCGCACUAGGUUGGAGAAACGCAAUGAUUGGGCCAACUUUCCCAGAUCUGAGGAUAAUUAUUGACGAAGAUUUAUCAACUUCUUCAUGGAUAUUUACAGCAAAGUCUCUUGGAGGACUCAUAGGAUCAGUAUUCGGUGGCCUUGCCUACGAUCGUUUCAACAAGAUUGGAAUGUUUAUCUUAUUUGUAUGGGGCAUGGGUGUGGCCGCAGGAAUGACCCCAUGGUGCUACAACUUUGUUGCCAUGCUGAUUGCUCAUGUUCUACAUGGGAUAUUUGCAGCUGCUGUCGAUACAGCCGCUACUGCCGAUGUAACUGUGGUAUGGAAACACAAAUCCGGACCAUACAUGCAAGCCGUCCAUUCUGCUUUCAGCGUUGCUGGGAUUAUAUCGCCGCUAGUAACGGAACCUUUUCUGGCAGAGAAAGUCACAGCGUUUAUAAGAUUUAACGCAACAAAUGUGUCAACCAUAUCUUUACCUGAUUCGAACAAUUUAUCAUCUGCCUCGGUUGCUCCUUACAACUUAAGUACAGUACCGGAUAAGAUGGCGAACAAUACUCUGACUGAAUACGGUGAAACAUUUGUGUAUAUCCCAUAUUCUGUAACUGCAGCUAUCUGCCUUGUUUCUGGCCUCUUGUACUUGGUCGUUUGUUUUGUGUAUGGUAAUGUGUACAACAGAUCUGUACAUCAGGAAUCUGUUGAUGUGACACAAACAACUCAGGAACACUACUUUCUUAGCCAAAAAAUGAAAGUCAUUUUUACAAUUUUCUUAGGAUUAACUAUGGUGUUUUAUGUUCUGAGUGAAAAUUGUUUCAUUGGAUUUCUUAUGACGUUCGUCAUAUCAGAGUUGAAUUGGAGUAAAGCAAAGGGUUCUACUGCAUCCUCUUUGUUUUGGAUAACAUUUUCGGUUGGUCGAAUAUCUGGUAUAAUCAUCGUAAAAUGUAUUAAUUUAUCUGCAGUGAUUUUUGCAUUUUUUGGUAUAAUGAUUUCUUCUUCUGUACUAUUUCUUAUUGCCGUUGUGCUUGAUGUUGACAUUUUAGUGUGGCUGUCAGUUGGCAUUUCAGGCUUUGGAAUGUCUGUUAUAUUUGCCUCCGUCUUCUCGUGGCUCUCUAAGCACAUAAGAAAAUUGACAGGGAAAAUAACCAGUGUUAUCUUUGUGUUUAUGACCAGUGGCAAUAUGGUGAUUCCAAUUUUGGUUGGAAAUUUGAUGGAUAAAAUUUCUCUAAUGUGGUAUAUAUAUUCUCAGCUGAUUCUCAUCAGCGCAAUGUGUAUUUGUUUUACAUUUGUAUUCGUGUAUUUUAAUGUUUUAAAGAAAAUGCAUGGUAAGUCGGAGGUAGAAAGGAGAGCAGAGCAAAUUACAUCAUAAACUGACCGUGUUGACACUACUAUAUGUUAUGUUAGUUUCUGGUUUAAUUUCAUGUCAUUGUAAAAUAUACUUAUACGUGUAUUGCUCAUUGAUCUUUAGAUUUUUAUUAUUAUUACUCGCGUAAUGCUCUGAGAUUGUUUGCCUCAUCUGUGAAUCUCUCAAUAUUUAGCAAUUUUCUGGUAAUUGGUUUCAAAUUUGUAUGUAUACCUUUAUUCGCUCUUAGAUUUCAAAUAUUCAUGUAUAUGGAAAUAGUUCAUAUUUACCUUAUUCUGUUAUAUGACUUUAUUACAAUUAAUUAAAACAUUAUAUUCUGUGUAUAAAUGCGAGUUCGAAAGAAAGAUUAAAUACUUUUAUGAUG
Messenger RNA from Mercenaria mercenaria, 2349 nucleotides. RefSeq names its product sodium-dependent glucose transporter 1A-like. The transcript has 5 exons. Gene Ontology annotation, biological process: transmembrane transport. The coding region runs from base 459 to 1991 and encodes 510 amino acids. The record is from RefSeq and is a predicted model, not a curated record. NCBI's taxonomy places the organism in Eukaryota, Metazoa, Mollusca, Bivalvia, Venerida, Veneridae.